AUGUUUAGAUCUCGUUUGCCAUGGGAUAUGCCGCUCGAUCUGCUGUACGACGACUUCUCCAGGUGGCUGGGCAGACAAAAUGCAGAUGCGCUGUCCGAGAAGAAAUUUAAUCGGAAAGCCUGUAUUCCAUUCGACAUGUUCUACAAGGACUUUGUCAACUGGUUGGCCGAUGAGAAGCUCUCCUUCCUAGCACACCAGUUCUGGGCGAAGCUGUCCCCAGAACAAAAGUUUACCUAUGACAUGCGGGCUAGGCAAAUUUUCAAGUCCCAGCAAAAAAAUCAUCAGGCAACUAAAGUAAAGAGUCGUCCGAAGCAUCUACAUAAACAACCGAAGCCCUAUCCGAACACAUCACACAGGCUGCGCCGGUCCGGAGCCCAGGCAGUUAAACGCCAAAGGUCCAGAAUAAAUACCUCCAGCUAUUACUUUCCAUCACAAAAUCGUUUCGUGCCAUCCUCCGGCUCGUUUCCCCGCCAACUGCAGCAGCCCCAACAAACGCUUCAUGGUUUUCGCAGCAGCAGCGGCGGUUUCUCCCCAGCCCCUGGCUCCUACCAGGAACAGCUCCUGUUCAUCGGCAACGAGAACAGCAACAACAAUAAACAGACUCCAAUUUCGACGAGCUCGCCAUACGGAACACCAUUUGGUGGGGCAGCUCCACAAUUUGCGAAACCGAACCGUCAGUCGGACUAUUACGAUAUCUCGCCACGCCCCUUUGGUGUGCCCGUCAGCGGAGCUGGAGGCGGUGGCGCAACGUCCGCGUCCGCGUCCGCAACGCCGUCCAAUGGAUUUACACGCUCCAAAGCAAUACGCAACGGCGGCAACAGCAACAGCUUGGGGAACAGUCUGAACGGCUUCCAGCCGCAGACGCAGCGCGUCAAUGUGCCACACCAGCAGACGCAGUUUCUGGCGCACUUCAGUGAGGCAACGAACGAGAAGCGUUUGCCCUCGAACAGCGCUGCCGUCCGCCCGUUUGGCAAUGGCGGCUUUUCGCCCAGCGGGACUCGCAGCCGCACUCAGGCACCUUCGGCAGAUGAGGUCACGCCCCAAGCAGCUGGGCCCUAUCGUUUGCGCAACCGAUUCCAGCCUUCCGGCUCCAUAGCUGCUUCCUCAACGCCAACGUCAACAACGACGGGCAGCAGCGCGGAGGUGAGCAGCAAGCGCUAUAAUCGGUUUGGCAGCAAUCGCGGAGCAGCUAAAUCCACGAGCACGACAACCAGCAGCAGCAGCAGCUCAUCAACCACCCAGAACACGCCUGCAGAGCGUCCCAGCUUUGGACGCAAGGCACCCAGCCCGCGGCGUCCCGUGUUCAUUAGCCGUGAGAUCAAUGAGCCCGCGAGUGUUGUCAGCAAGCGACCCUUCAACUACAACAGCGCCAGGCUGAAGGUACCGCGACCCACAUCCACCACGACCAGCACCACGGAGGGUGCGGAUCAAGAGGAAAGCGAUGAUGAGCAGUACGAUCAGGAAUCGCUGGAACAGGAACUGAAACAGGCCGAAGAACCUGAAGAGUCCUCAAGUCUGGAGAAAUUGCCACUUCAGGAGGAAACGAUGGCGCCAGCCACAAUAGCCCAAACUGAGGCCAGCCAAGAGCACAAAUCCAACUCAAGUGUCUCCAAUGCAGCCGAAACAACGGCCGCCAGCAAUGAAGCUGAGUCCGGCACGAGUAGUACGGAGGAAACUCAAACAGAUUCAUCCGAGGCACACGACUUCACUGAGGAGACAACGCUGUCAAAUCCUGCGCACGAAUAUGAAUAUGUUGAAGAGGAGGAGAAGGCCACAACAGUGAUAUCCAAGGAAAAUGACUCGACUGAGGACCAAGUUCUGGAACUAGAAGUCAACACCACCGAGCUGCCAGUCGAGUCGAUUAGCACCACAACGCAGAGCACCACGCCGACACAGGCUGCGCCGGAAACUGCAAAGGAGAGCUCAUCCAGACAGGAGGAGGACGAGUCCGAAUACGACGAUGAGGAGGGUGAAGAUGGUGCUGAAGAAUACGAAUACGAUGACGAAGAUGAAAGCGAAGCUGGAGAGACCGGCGAAGAAGGAAGCAAACACGACGGUAAUGUUACGACCGAGACAGAGGGAGAGCAUGCGCCAAGCAAGGACCACAACGAUGAGCGUGAAAUAAUCUCUGUGGUGACCACGAAGAGCGUUGUCAAUGGCUCCACGGCCUAUCCGACUUAUCCAGUGACGCCCAGCAGCAUUGGCACAACUCUGGCCGAUAGCCAGCCGGCGCCACAGCUCAACGAAGAACAAACGGAGGCAGGGAAUAAUGCUGUAAAUACAACACCCCUGCCCAACGAGUACGAUGCCGCGCCCAAUGUGACCGAAAGCUAUGUGGUUGUGGCGUCGAUUCAAACGAGUCGUAGCAUAAACGGAGCCCGCUUUUUGCCCUUCCCCGCCAUCGAGCAGGAGGAGACGAAGCAAACGCUCUCCGAGCUGGAGCGCAAGGUGCAUUCCAAGCAGCAGCAAAAGCAGGCCGAUUUAAGCGAGAGCAGCGAGGAGACCUUAACAACGACAACGCCAUCGACGUCUUCUUCGUCCAGCACAACGGAGAGAUCGUUGCCUGUGCAGGGACCCUCCACGGAGAGCAUCAUCGAUAAGCUGGAUCGCGUGCAAUCGGAGCUGUCCAGCGGUGUGCUCUCCGGCAAAUAUCCCAUCAUUAGUAAAAUGGAUGCCUCAACACCCGCCACCACGAUGACAACCGGCUCAGGUAGGUUUGCGCCCAACAUUCGCAAGUUCCAGCCCCGUACCACCUCGACGCCCAGCACCACGAGCAGCGGCAGUAGGGUAAAGGUGCAGCAUUUCGAUGAAAGUGAAAUGGAUGAGCUGGCCGGUCUGCUGCCAGUUGGCUUUAAGCCCAAGUCCAGCUAUAAGAACCGCAAGAUAACCACAACAACAAGCACGACAACAACAACAACGGAGGCGCCAGUGCAAGAGCAAUCCAAUCCAAAGAAACCCGCACGCAACUCUACAAUCAGUCGCUCCUUUAAGAACGGCGUAGUCAGCGUGCAGGAUGUUGCAUUAGCAGGUCUGCUGCCCAAGGGCUACAAGCCACCCAGGACAACAACAACGACGGCUAGUCCGGACCAGAGUACGACCAAGACAGCAGCUGCUCUGGACAGCCUCUUCGAGGAAAUCAAGUUCGAUGACAGCCUCGCUGCGCUGCUGCCCAAAGACUACAAAUUGAACUCGACUACGUCAAAGCCGGCUAUAGCCCUGGUCGACGACAUUUCCAAGUUUUUGCCACCGGGAUUCAACCCUUCCUCAAGUACAACAACAACAACAACAACGCAAAGAUCCCCUGCGGUUGCCGUGCCCUUUGACGAUUUGAGCAAAUUUCUGCCACCUGGCUAUAAGCCGCCACAGAAAGCGCAUGGCGAACCCAAGCUGCCAGGUGGCAUAACCCCUCUGAAGGUGGACGACAUUAGCAGCCUGCUGCCGCCUGGGUUUAAGCUGAAUGGCACGGCCAAGCCGAAGUUAAACGUAGCCUCUGAAGAUGAUGAGCUGCUCUCCUCGUUGCUGCCACCGGGCUACAAGCCGAAAGCCGUGCACCCAGCCUCUACCUCCACAACGACGAGCAAGCCCAAAUCAACUAGCGCGCCAGUUGCCAGUAGCUCCGAGGCAGCCGGCAAUGAAAGCAGUGCCGGAGGCGGUCUCAAAGUCGUCUUUCCCAAAGGUUUCCACAAGCGACUCGGCUCCCACAGGCUGACCACGCCGCACACACCGCACGAGGGAAGCGAGGGGCCGCCGUCAUCACCGCAGGUGGUGAUCAAGAAGGGUCCGCCGGUGCGCGCAACCACCGAAUUCACUGGCUGGCCUACGCCACCCACCACGCCGUUGUCCAUUGACAAGUUAAAUGCACAAACCAUCAACUUUGAGGACCUGCUGACCGCCGCGGGCACCAGCAGCACGAGCACAAGCACAACCACAACAACAACUACGACGACUACCACAACACCACGACCCACCAAGCCGGGACAUUGCACGGCUGAUUGUGACUUGGAGGCCACCAUCAAGAUAAUCGAUGGUGUGGCCUGGAAGCCUGAGCUGCUGGAUCACAACACGCUCGAAUGGAAAAACCUUGCCCACGAACUGGAGGCACAGCUCAAUGAGGUCUACUCCAAUGCAGCGCAACUGAGCAAGUGGUACAAGAAAGUGCGCAUUGAUAGCUUCAGUGAAGGCAGCGUAUUGGUGGACUAUUACGUCGAGCUGGCCAACAUCACGCAGGAUGUAGAUACUUUGGAGAUUAAGCAGCUAUUCCACGACGCGCUAACAAAGCCCACAAUACCUGUGCUGCCCGAGAAGGAUGCCCAGGAAAAUGAAACAGACAGCGUCUCCGGGCCGCAGGAGGAGCAUCUAGUCAAGGCCAGCUAUCAAAUGGGCAAAUUUAUUAUCGACCCCGUGGCCACCGAAUUCAGUGUCAUUGCCAAGAACUUGCAUACGAAUGUCGAGGCUGCCGAGGAUGAUCUUCCUAUUCCACAGUGGGCAAUUGUGGUCAUCGUCAUAGGCGUAGGCUCGCUCGUGUUUGUCGUCAUAUUUGGAGUCACAGUGCUGCUUAAUCGCCAGAAGCGCGCCAAGAAGACACCCAUUCCACUGACCAACGACAUGCUGAACGAACUGAAAGUCAAUCACAUGGGCGGCGCGGAUAACUACGGAGUUGAUGAUUUCUACAACAUUGACGAUCCCUGGAACGACACCAAGCAACCCAUUAAGCCAAAGCGCUUCACCAAUUCCAUGCACGGCAGCAACAGCUCAAACAUCUACGAUAGCUGGCGAUCGACUCGCCAUCCACACAGCAACGGCGACUAUUUCUAUGAUCAGCAGCCAACGUACUCGCAGAAGGGCGACUCUCUAAAGCGGCCACAUCAGCAUCAUCAGCAACACCAGCACCAGCAGUAUCCCGCCCAUCAGCAAGGCUAUGGGCAUCAAUAUCCCGAUGCCUUUGCCGAUGCGCAUCAGAUGUACAGCUACAACAAUCAUGCGAGUCGAACGCGCUAUGCACGCGACUACGAUCCCGAUUUUUAGUUAGUCCAUAAGACCCUCCACCCCCGACUUACCGCUAGCUUUAGAAAAUUUGCGACCGAUUUUGUGUCGCAACUUAAUAGCCUAAAGUUUAUAUACGUAUGCGUUAAUUAUAACGCUGCUCAGUAACAUAUUUACAAACUAAGUAUGGACUAACUAACUAUAGAACAAGUCGAUGAGGACAACUCAUACGAUGAAAUUAUAGCAUUACUUUGUCUUACUGCCAAUUGUCUUACUCAUUGUCUGUGCGUAAUUUCAUUGUGUGAGCUGCCUCCGUUUAUUUGUACUGUGGCAGGCAGGUAACGUACUAUUUAUACGAAGGUAUAAAUCAUAAUCAAUUUGUACUGUGAAAUAUGGCUUAGUUUCAAAGCAACACUAUAAUUUAUAGAUCAGUAGCUUUCUUUUCGUAUUCUACCUGUCUUCUUAUAUACUAUAUAUAUUUAAUUGAUGUCCACGUCUUUGUUCUUUACUAAAUCUAUUAAAAUACUUGCUCUAUAUGCUUACAUAUGUAUAUGGAAAUUAGGAGUUCGCAUGUGGGCUUCCAGAAAUAAAUAGUCAUGCACAUUUAGUUAAUGCUAGUUUGUAAUAAUAUUGUAGACACAUUAAAUAAUUUAAUUAAUGGCUGCAUAACCAAUUACAAUAUACAAGUGUCUAUAUUUAGACAAUGAAUAAAAUAUGA
This is a messenger RNA of Drosophila novamexicana, 5701 nucleotides long. RefSeq names its product mucin-12. NCBI's taxonomy places the organism in Eukaryota, Metazoa, Arthropoda, Insecta, Diptera, Drosophilidae. The transcript has 9 exons. Bases 1 to 5025 code for a protein of 1674 amino acids. The record is from RefSeq and is a predicted model, not a curated record.